AUGCAUUCGGUGCUUUCACUCGAAUUUAUUACUCCCCCUUUGCUUAACUCUUUUUAUGGCGGUCGUUCGUGUUCUCAUCGUUUGAAACGUCGUCUUCAUAAAGGAGAUCGUCGUGCUAUAUCUGUUUAUUCCGAGAUCGAUCGACAAUCGAAAACCGCCUUAAGACAUACGGGACUGGUUGGAUUCAUUUCUGCGCCUGAGAAGUUUGGUCUAGCCAGAUCUAAUCAGCCGGAGAAGGUCUCUUGCAACACUUUCGCUUUUGAAGCUUCAACAGUGCAGCCAGUUAUUUCAAAAUCCCCGAUUCUUUUGCAAAUGGACAUUUGCUCCGACACUGAUUUGUCAGUUGCUGAUAAUGCCAACGAUCUUCAUGAUCUGCAAAAGGAUCCACUCGAACCCACUCAUAGAGUCCUUAAACCCCUUUCUGUGGAUGAACUAAGCAUUAAUGUCACCGAGUUUCUCACCAUUCAAGAUGACACAAAUGAAGAUUCAAACUCCUCACCACCCCAUAAACCUAAAGACACAACAACAACUCAACCUCUUGAAAAUUGUCUCAGCAGGUCUGCAACAUUUCCUUGUCCAGAGUCCAUCACCUUACACGAUGACAACAUCAAAUCUUUGGAUCAAUCUGGCUUUCGUUCCAUAUCUUUGCCUACCCAUUUGAAGGCUGUAUCUGCCAUGAAAGGUAGCCGUGAGAAACGUGGAGUGGCUCCACCAGUGAAGCUGAGGGUAAAAUGGGCACCAGAUGUCUACGAUCCAAUUCCCACUUCAGUAUCACAUGUUGUAACAAGCAACAGGUCAUCAAGGCAUAGUAGCAAGAAGAAUUCAAGAAACAAGCAAAAGAAUGGAAGCAAAUCAUCAUCACGUGGAAGUAAAGGUAAAGAGAAGAAGCAUGUAAGAAAACGUGGUGGAAACUCUUCAAGCACAGGGUACAAGUUGCAUGAGCAUGAAGAAGAAGACGAGGAUGGGGUUGUUUUUCAUGAUCAGUUCUGUGGAAGCAGCUUUCUCAAGGGUUAUGGAACCAACUUGCACCUUUCAUCUGUUGCAGAAGCUACUUAAGCUUUUUGUGAUCAUGAUGAUAAAUGGUUUUGUGUAAAUAGGAUAAUAAUAAUAAUAAUAAUAAGCUUGCAGUUUUGUUGUGAAGACGCUAGUAUGAGUGGUUGUUUGGAUUUUUGUAGAUAUCUUGUCUUGAAUUCUAGUUUGUUUUUUUCAUUGAAUGGAAGUAUUGCAUGUUAUU
This is a messenger RNA of Lactuca virosa, 1234 nucleotides long. The record is from the annotation of a GenBank genome assembly. NCBI's taxonomy places the organism in Eukaryota, Viridiplantae, Streptophyta, Magnoliopsida, Asterales, Asteraceae.